Magnolia sinica is the source of this 1189-nucleotide messenger RNA. Its product is annotated as OPA3-like protein. Gene Ontology annotation, cellular component: mitochondrion. Gene Ontology annotation, biological process: regulation of lipid metabolic process. The record is from RefSeq and is a predicted model, not a curated record. The coding region runs from base 236 to 736 and encodes 166 amino acids. The transcript has 4 exons. Lineage: Eukaryota; Viridiplantae; Streptophyta; Magnoliopsida; Magnoliales; Magnoliaceae.
CUGGGUUGGUGCUGGCAACAGCACCCAAUCCGUGUCUUCUCGAAUGACCUGGGCCUCCGCUCUGCGAAGCUGUGUCGGAAACCUCCUCUCAAAGCAUGCCGAGUACUCCCUCUCUCUCCGACGGCCCAUGAAAAUUACGAAAAUACCCUGAUGCCUUGUCCUUGCUAUUUCCUGCUUUCUAUCUCAAGUAACUCUCUCUCCCAAACGCAAGAACAGAGCUGGUGCUGAUAGGAGCAUGAUUCUGCCUGUUGUGAAGCUUGGAACCUUAGCCUUGAAGACCAUAUGCAAACCAAUAGCUUCCAGACUCAAAAAAGAGGCUGGGCUCCACCCCAAAUUCCGCCGCUUGAUCAUCAACAUUGCCCAGGCAAACCACCGAUUCACCACAACCAUGCAAAGACGCCUUUAUGGUCAUGCAACUAAUGUUAAGAUCCAUCCUUUGAAUGAGGAAAAAGCUGUUCAAGCUGCUGCAGAUCUUAUUGGGGAACUUUUCGUCUUCUCGGUUGCAGGAGCUGCUGUUAUCUUUGAGGUUCAAAGAAGUUCUAGGUCUGAAGCUAGAAAGGAAGAACUACGAAAACAGGAGCUGGAGGCAAUAAAACAAAGAAAUGAGGAAUUAGCAAGAGAAGUAGAUCUUCUUAAGCACAAACUUGAAGAACUAGAGCACCUCGCCCAUGGACGAGGCCUUUUGGGCGUCCUCAACUUCAGGCAUCCCCCUGCAGCAGCUGAAGCUAGCAAGUAAACAAUGGUGGCUUGACAAGAUUUUGCGCAUUGGAUUCAAAUGGGUUGAACGCACCUCUGUGUGGAAGCCAAUUAAUUGGAAUCUGUCAUUCCACCAGGAAAUCUCAUUUUUCUCCCUCCCUUUUCUUUUACUUGUUUUGCUUGAUUUUGUUAUCUUGGCUCAUUGUUUUGGCUCCAUCAUUCCCAUUUGUAAAUGCAACUAGUGCUUGAAACUGAGCUAAUGACGGGUUUUGGUUCUCAUCCUUCAUCUGAAAAGACUGGAAUCAUCAAUAAAGAAAUGGUUGGAUAGAGAAAAUUGAUGUGUCAUUCAAAUGGAUGAGAGGAUGCUUGUUAUAUAGAGAACAUGGUCUGUAUAUUGUCGCCGUAGAAAUUCUCCUUGCAGUUGAAAUUUGUGUGGAAGCACAACUAACCGCAGUUGAUCAUCCAAAGAUGAUGUCGCACUGAUGGCAUGAAC